CUUGAUUUACAUAAUAGGCUCCCUUGGCAGGUAGCAGAGAGAUCCUGUUACCUCGUUGCUUUUCACGGUCGUUUACACGUUUAAGGCGUCGGAAGUGAGCAAAUUCCCAUAUAAAAACGUGUAGUUACUUCAAUUUCACUACAACGUAGCUAUGAAAGCCGUUCCGUUGCGCGGCGGCGGCCCCGAGACCGAAGGCUCUCAACAGCAGCAGCCUGAGCAACUGUCGCAGCGCCAAACUCUCUUCGAGGAUGCCUCAAUUUCGACUCGCAUGCUCAGUCAGCCCUUGAUCUCCCGGUCCCGCGUCAAUCUGCUGGCGUCCCUGGCGGAUGCAUCGCAAGCUGCUCCCCCUCGCAUCAGCAGCAUCAGCGGUGGAAACCCCUUGACAGCCUCCAACACACAAAAGCAGCAGCAUCUACGAGGCCGGGAAGAGUCGGGAGAGGAGUCGGAUGUGGGGACGGAUGAAGGCGACGACACGGGGGACAUCUUUGGAAACCUGAAGACCCAGUUGCUGUGGGACACUGUGGGCCGGCGGCUGCUCAUCUCCGCUCGGCAGUACCUGGAGACCCCUCGCAAGCUGGAGCUCAAGAUGCGGGGGCUGCUGGAUACGGCAUCAGGCCAGCACCGGGUGCGGGGUCACGCUCGCCGCAACUUUUACACCCACGUGCCGCUGCUGCAGCGGCUGCUGGCGGCUCAGUCCCAGCGGCAGGCGGGCGGCUGGGUGGACGAGCCUGAUCUGGAUCCGGAGGGCUGGCUGCCGGGCGGUCUGCGCUGCCUGCUCUUCCAAGACUGGGUGCUCGCGCCAGGCCUCUCGUACGACACAGCCCGACUGCCGGCAGUGCCGUACACAUCACCCCGUGGCGCAGCCUCCGCCGCGAGCUCUGUUGGCGGCGCAGCAACCGUACCCGCAACUGGCGUCAACGGUACGACAACCGAGUCAUCCAUACAACCGCCUUCCGCUGCUCCGGGGGUAGGGUCCGGAGGGCUUUUCUCCUCGGCCGCAGCAGCGGCUACGUCGUUGUUGGGGCAGCCGGCUGUGAGGUAUCAGCUGGCGAUUAAGAAGAACCCGCAGGUCAUCAAAAACAGCGGUACGGCAGACGUGUGGCUGCAAGCCAAGGCACUCGCCGAGUACGACCCCAAGGCUUCCGAGCUUACCCUCGGAGGUUCGGUACGGCUCAAGGCAGUUCGGUACGCCGUUACGGCUGGAGGGCAGGAUCUUCGGUUGUCGGUUGGGCUGGAUGUUGCGCACGACGAGAACGGGCGGUUGGCCAAGAUGCCGUACAUCCACGUCAGCGACGGCAAGCUGGGGGCCAAGCUCCAAAACCGGCGCUGGCUGCUGUCGUACGCGAUUUGAGCAGCUGGAAGCUAUCUUGGAUUCAUGAUGUUAUCGUACAUAGGACCCUUACGUGUGCUAUUCAUGGUCGUACACGAGGGACACGACACGUCGUACUUGGCACCCCCUUCGGGCAUUGAGGUGAAGCUACCUGCCAUCAGUCUCGUACGUACGUUGGUUGUAUGUCGCCGACUGGACCUGGAUCUCUCCUGUAGCCCACUGUCUAUGUCGUACUUUGCACCUUUUUCACGGCAUCGUAUUGCUUGCUGUAGCGUUACCCGUUAGGUGCCGUUUGCAGCGGCUGUUUGUACAUCGUGCAUCUGAUAAACGGGCUCAUAAAAACACACACGA
Molecule: messenger RNA, 1681 nt
Organism: Astrephomene gubernaculifera
Lineage: Eukaryota; Viridiplantae; Chlorophyta; Chlorophyceae; Chlamydomonadales; Astrephomenaceae
Source: the annotation of a GenBank genome assembly